Enterobius vermicularis (human pinworm) is the source of this 426-nucleotide messenger RNA. The record is from the annotation of a GenBank genome assembly. NCBI's taxonomy places the organism in Eukaryota, Metazoa, Nematoda, Chromadorea, Rhabditida, Oxyuridae.
AUGCUUUUGACCAGGCCAUUUCAUCAAAGGGAGCCGGUUCUUCGUGAGUUGCAUGAAAAUAAUGCAGAUUUUAAGAAGGCUCUAAUUGGAGUCAGAGACGAUCGAAGAUACGACCAAUACAAUUUACUAACUUUGGCGAAAAGAAACGGCGAUAAGAAAAUUGAAAUUUUAAAAAUGGACAUUGAAGGUGCUGAACACUACGUUCUACCCUAUAUAUUGAAAGGUAUUGCAGUAUGCCAAAUUUUGGUCGAAAUUCACGCCGACGUUAUUGGAGUCGCCGGACUUCUCAGGGUGUUGGGAAAGGCAAAUUUCUAUUUAUUUUCGUACGAAGUAAACAGGCACUAUUUUGAACUUGCAGAAUACAGUUUUAUACAUCGUGAUUGUUUACAGCAAUAUGAUGCCGUUUAUUUAGCAAAAUAUCUUUAA